This is a messenger RNA of Paramecium sonneborni, 1637 nucleotides long. NCBI's taxonomy places the organism in Eukaryota, Ciliophora, Oligohymenophorea, Peniculida, Parameciidae. The record is from the annotation of a GenBank genome assembly.
AUGGGUUUGUGCUUAUCUAGAAAACUAUAGAUAAAUAAAAACUAAAGCUCGGCCAAUAAAAAUUUGGAAAAAACUUUUUAAAAUACAAAGUUUUAUUAGGAAAAAUACAUGAAGGAAGUUUUUGAUUUUGAAAAAUAGUCUGAUAUGAAAAUGACAAAUAUCAAAACCUCAUAGGUACUUUUUUAAAAUGAUUGUGAUAAGUCAACUGAUGCAGCGCUAAAUAACUCUUUUUUAAGAAGGAAGGCCCUAUCAAAAAGUAGAAUAGGUGUUUCAACAAAUAGAAAAGGAGCAAUUCCUAUUCUUAACACAAAAUAAAUUAGUUAUAAAGAUUCAUUUAAAUAAAAAUAUCAUAAAGUCAUAGGACUAUUAUUGUGUAAUUUAAUUAAUAAUUGUAGCUCAUUAAAAUUUGAGUGUCGUAUAGAAUAAUUAGAAUUAGCAAUUAGCUAUUUGUUAAUAGUUUAAAAAAAACGAUGAAAAGGACUAAAAUUUUAUAAAGUGGUUGAAAGAAAAAAACAUCGUAAAUGUUAUUUUUUAUGUACUAGGAACACGAUAAUAUUGUAGGUGUUUAAGAAAUAUAAGUAGAUGAUUAAGAUUAUUAUGUAAUUUAUGAAUACUGGAUUGAUUCAUCAUUAAAAAAUAAAACUGAAUUUCAAAAAGCAAUUUUAAUUUAUUAAAUGAUUGAAUCAAUUCAGUAUUUACAUGAAAAUGACAUGAGACAUGGUGCUUUAACUUUAAAUAGUUUUAAAAUGAUCAAUAAUAAUGCUUUUGGAGUAUUAAAAUUAAUAGAAUUAAAUAAAGUGCAUGAUUUUUCAGAGUUUCCGAUUGAAAGUUGGACAAAUCUAUCCCCAGAGAGUCUUUCUGCUCUUGGGAAUAGAUCCAAAGCAAGAGAUAUUUGGGCUUUAGGAGUCAUUGCAUUAGAAUUGUUAAUGAAUGAACAUCCAUUUAUAAAAAAUAGUUAAGAUAGUUCAAUUCGUAGAAUAACAACUAUAAUAAAUAAUUUAAAUAAAUAAAAAAUUGACUAAAUAUUAAACAAUGUGGAUAAAGAUUUAAAAUAGUUAAUCUCUGGGAUGAUUUGUCUAGAUCCCCAAAUUAGAUUUUCAAUAAAUGAAUGUAAAACUAACAUUUGGAUCAAUAAACAAAUAAAUGAUUAUAUAUCAUCUUUGCUAUAGCCCUUAUAUAAUUUUGAUUAACAUAAAAAUAAUAGCAAAGCAAAAAUAAUGGUUAGAUAUUACCUUGUUAGACAUUUAGAUCUAAAAUAGUUUAACAAUCUUUUUAUUUUAUUUCAACAAAUAGAUUUAAACAAAAAUGGAAUUAUCACUGUAACUGAUAUAAGGAAUUAUUAUAACUCCAUAUAUUUGCCAUAAUAAUGCAAAGAUGAUUUAAUAAAUUGUUUAUAUUCGUUACCUAAAACCAUCGAACUUCAUAUUAUAGAGUUUAUUGGUUUGACAAGCAUUUUAACUUAUCCUAAACUAAAACAAUAUUAUUAUAUUCAUAACCUUGAACAUAUUAAAUUGAAUAGUUAUCUUAAUUAAAUAAAUAUUUCUAAAAGAGUAAUGAAUUUAAUUACUUCUGAUUUCACUUAAUCAGAAUUAGAGGAGAUUAUAACUCUUGAUUAAUUUAUUUAAUAUAUUAUUUGA